GAUUAGAUUGCGAUUCCUGCUUUGCGGAAACUAUCUUCAGUGCUCAGUACGCAGUCGAGCAUAAUGUCAAGAAGAGGUGGCUUCAUUCGGCUGUCACUUCUGGUGACGGCGUCCGUCUUGGCGAUCUUCAUCCUCCUCAGUGCUCUGCAGCGCACGGAUAAUCUGAAACCCACGGAUUUGAGCCUAUAUAGCGGCAGUGCAGAGAAUGGGCUUGCUGGGAAGGCGACUCCGCCACCGAUUCGCCACCUGGAGGAGCCCAUCAAGGAGGAACUUGUGCGGCAGCUGGAGCAGGAACUGCCGGAGGUGGACUAUGGCUUCUGGUACCACUGGGCCAAGCCCUUGGCCUACAAGAUAAACCAAACGUGUGCGGUAUAUCCCGAUCCUUUGGAUCUGAAGCUGCACAACAUAUACUGGCAGACCUUCGUCAACUCGAACGUGACCUUUCGCCUGUACGCCGCGUACUUCGACGAACGGAAAGGACUAAAGCUGCCUACGGUAAGGAUUUUGGCCACUGCCAAUCAGAUCGACGACGCGUUUCCCCCAACCCAUUGCCAAAUGUGGUACGAGAACUAUCUGGAGCCCAUUCUCGUGCCCGUCUCGGAGUUCUUGAGUGUGUGGGUCAAGCAGUGGGGCUACAAGCCGCAUCUUAAUUACCCGCAUCUGUUGAGCUGUAGGAUUCCCUUGGAAUUGCCGCCGCCUGCGAUCAACGCCUUUCCAAAAACCGUGUCUCUAGUUGCGCGGCCUUGCGAGAAGGCCAGUAAUUCGCUGAGGGUCAACGUGAAUCAGAAGCAGCCAGUGUCAGUGCCAGUGCCAGUGGAGAUCGCUUCCUUGCAAGAUCCCGAAUCAUCCAAUGCCACAAAUGAAGCUCCUCUGAACUUUGGCGUCUGCCUCAAGGGAUUCGAUUUCCCCUAUGUGGAUUUAUCAGAGCGCCUUAUCGAGUGGUUUGAGCUGCAGCGCAUUUUUGGCGCCUCGCGGAUCUACGCCUAUAUGUACGAUGUUCAUCCCGCGGUGCAGAGGGUCCUCGACUAUUAUCAGCGCACUGGAUACCUGGAGCUGCGACCCUUGACCCUGGCCAAUGGCAUGCCCAGACUGAGGCACUACCAGCACAUGCUGCUGCAGCAGAGGAAGCUGACGAAGAGGCUGAACGAACUGAUACCCUACAACGACUGCUUCUACAGGAAUCUGUACCGCCACGACUAUCUGGUUAACGUGGACGUGGACGAGGUGAUAAUGCCGCUGGGUGAAAACCGCAAUUGGCAUCAGCUGGUGCAAAAGACCCACGCCUCGGAGGUCGAAGAGGGCGGCAGCUGUGCAGGUCGCUUCCCCGCCUUGUGCUUCAUCAAUUCCUACUUCACCAAAGUGCCCACCGAGUUCAGCAACCACGAGGAGCAGGCCAUCGCCGGCGAACUGUAUGUCCUCCAGCACACGCAGCGGAUCAGGAACUACUCGACGCCGGGCAAGGCCACCAAGUGUUUCCACAAUGCCCGCCUGUCCUUGACGCUGCACAACCACUUCACCCUCUCGUGGCUGCCCGGCGGUUGCAACUCGCGGACCGUGGACACGUCGAUUGCCCAAAUGCAGCACUACCGCGAACCCGAUGACAAGUAUAAUCAAACCGAUUUGACGGACGAUCGCAGUGUCUGGAAAUUUGCCGGCGAACUGCGAGCCGCCGUGGAGUAUGUGUGGCUUCAUCUGGACGACGUGAUGGCCCAAGUCAGCGAUCCCGAGGAGCAGCAGCAGCUGGAGGAGUCACUGGACCAGGAAGGCGACGAGCAACAGCCUCUUCAGCCAUUACUUCCGCUGCCUCCACAGCCUGUAUCAUAAGUUUGUGCUCAGCUAAGGUUUGCUUUACAUCAAUGGGGUUCGUUGCUUUAAAGUUAAUCAAUUGGUUGGUGACUUUGUGCUUAUUUACGCUGCUGAUAAAAUAAUUUAUGCUUUAAUAGCGCUGGUCAUCAAAGUUCCCCAAAAUGGUAGUUAUUUGUAGAAAUAAUUUAUGUAAGUUAGCUAAUUCAUUGCUAAAAAACCUAUUAUAUAGUAGAUAUACCUAUUUUUUUUGUAUUUAUUAUAUUUAUAUCGUGCGAUAAAUGUACUCAGCAGGUUAAUUAAAGAAAAUUAACAAAAAUAAAUGUUUACCGCAAGCUGCGAUCAAGACUUGUCGCCUGCAAGUGGAAAGCCCCCAUCCAUCAUACUCCAGUAGUUUAGAGCGUAAUUUCCCGAUCGAUUGCUCUGAUGUGAAAGGUGUGAUAGGUAGAGGUACGCAAUUCGCAGUUAUUGAUUGUUCCGGCUAGUAAGCAAAUGAAAAAGCUAUUUUUGCGGGGGAGGCACUGCGUCCCUUUCCCAACUGUGUCAUAGUUUUAUGCCAAGCAAGGCGGCCUCAUUAGCUCCGAACACUGUUCAUUGCAGCGAAAAUAGUGGGCGUUUAUCGGUAAAAUUGUUGCGAAAAACCCACAAGUCACCAAAAGACGUGUUGUGCUUUAAUUAAUCUACUGGCAUAAUUGCGUUCCAGCAAGUGAAUUCUGUUCUACAACACCAUUUACUAUAUGUUCAUAUGUGAAAGUAUGUGUUUAUAUAUAGCUUCUUCCUUUGUACCCUAUGGAAUUUGGUGGCUUGUUGAAUUUAGGGAACUGUUGACGUAUCCAGUGCGAAAGCAAUUAACGCACCGCACCGAUGGCAUCGCAGAUAUCACGAGCGCGAUAGUACGUACCCCUUCCAAGGAAAAACUUCAGAUUCAGUGGCCGUUGAAUUGCCCAAUUUCGCUAGGUAAACCUAGUCAUUACGCACGAUAAGUCCACCGUUUUUACUUUUGUAUAUUUUUAUAGUUUCGCACUGCUGCCCCUCCGAAAACUUAUCAGCUCGUAAAACUGGUGCAGCAUUAUUCCACUUUCGCCCAAGAGUAUGCCAUGCUCCACGUAGAGAUCCACGUUUCCGCUGUAGUUGUAAGGGACUAGAGGACGGAGGACUGAACCUUAUCUGCGACACACGACGGUGAGCAAAGUCCUCGGGAACUACGACCAUUGAGUCACGCCAGGUUAUCGCAAACAGUCGCUCACUAUCUUAUCAGUGUUUUUGAAUAAAUGAAAUAAC
Molecule: messenger RNA, 3084 nt
Organism: Drosophila yakuba
Lineage: Eukaryota; Metazoa; Arthropoda; Insecta; Diptera; Drosophilidae
Exons: 1
Coding region: 64-1824 (586 amino acids)
Source: RefSeq, a predicted model, not a curated record